CUUCACAGUCAAGAAGCCAGCAUUCUUCCACUUAUGGAAUAAUAACACUUGAAUCAAGAUGUACAUUUUCUUAGUCAUUGGAUUGGAUUAUUAUCGCAGUCAUUGUCAUGAGGAAUAGUCUUUUCCCGACUGCAAAGGAAUGUUUUAAAGUCUAAUUCACAAGAAAUUGAUCCAACGACAUGUUUUUUUGGGGGGGUUUGUUUUCCUACUUUUGGAAGGCAUUUUUGAACAUUUCUGGAGCGACUAAGAGGGCGAGCCGUUGACAUGUCCACAGACUGUGGAUGCUGGAGCGAGCCUCAGGAGCCUGCAAGCUCAGCCCCGUGACGAAGCCCACGUCAGCGGGCCGAGCCAACCACAGGCGACACAGUCAUUUGCACACGAGAAGACACGCACGCACGCACGCACGCUCGCACGCACACACACACACACACCGCACACCGCACUGAUGUUCGCUUGUGCAUCUCUCUCUGAUGUUUUCCCACCCCUGCUCGUUUGCGGUGGUCCGCCUACUUCCCUUCAGUGAACAGUAUACGAUGAACUUGGAGGAGGUAAGAUGCUUUUAAAAGAAGGUCAUCCUCGUAGUGGAGGCUGGAGAUGAGAUGUUGGCUCAAGGGGGGGGGCGGGGGGCGGCGGGGCUCCAGCCUGACGCGUCUGUGGAUUCCCGGUGAUUCUCUAACCUGGACCUCCAGCCCAGCCUCAUAGAUGAUCUUUGCCCGUGCGACUUCGUGGCUUUGGUUCGCCCAGGAGCAUCUGGAGCAUCCGGAGACCAGUUAUGGCAGUGGCCAAUAUGGUGUGUUUCUCUGACGUGGAAACUUUCCUGGACUCGCACCCCGAGUUGUUCGAGGACUACCUGAACCGAAAGGGCACGUAUGGCAUGGUGGAGAAGUGGCUCAAGAACCACCAGGCGGCCAAGGUGGGUCCGGCGGCCGCGAGGGACGAGAAGGGCGCCGCUCUGAGGGACAGCUGGGCGAGCAAAUGCGACGGUCUCCAGCGCAGAGCCUCGCAAAAGGAGCUGCGCAAAACUUUCGCCCGCUCCAAAGCCGUCAACGUCAACCGAACCUACGACGAGCAAGUCAACUCUCGGGCCCAGGAGCCGCUGAGCAGCAUGCGGCGGAGAGCCCUGCUGAGGAAGGCGAGCUCGCUGCCCCCGACCACCGCGCACAUCUUGAGCGCGCUGCUCGAAUCCAGAGUCAACAUCCCGCAGUACCCGUCCACGGCCGUGGAUUUCAAAUAUUACCUCAAGGAGAACAACGAGAGGGAGUUCUUCCUGGAGCUCGUCAAAGACAUCUCCAACGACCUGGACCUGACGAGCCUCAGCUACAAGAUCCUGGUGUUCGUGUGCAUCAUGGUGGACGCGGACCGGUGCUCCCUGUUCCUGGUGGAGGGCACUGGCAACAAGAAGACGCUCGUGUCCAAGUCCUUCGACGUGCACGCCGGCACCACCGUGCUGCCCUCCAUGAACUCGGACGAGGUUCAGGUGCCUUGGGGCAAAGGGAUCAUCGGAUACGUGGCCGAGCACGGGGAGACCGUCAACAUCCCGGACGUCUACCAGGAUCGCCGGUUCAGUGAUGAAAUUGACAAGCUGACAGGGUACAAGACCAAGUCCCUCUUGUGCAUGCCCAUUCGCAAUAGCGAUGGAGAAAUUAUCGGAGUGGCCCAGGCCAUCAACAAGACCUCAAGUGUGGAACUCUUCACUGAAGAUGACGAAAAGGUUCUGCAGAUGUACCUACCCUUCUGUGGCAUUGCAAUCUCCAAUGCCCAACUCUUUGCUGCCUCGAGGAAGGAAUACGACAGGAGUCGGGCACUCCUUGAGGUAGUCAACGAUCUGUUUGAAGAACAGACUGACCUGGAGAAAAUUGUCAGGAAGAUCAUGCACCGUGCUCAAACAUUGCUAAAGUGCGAGCGCUGUUCUGUUCAGUUGCUGGAGGACAUUGAGUCACCGGUAGUGAAGUUCACAAAGUCUUUUGAAUUAUUGUCACCUAAAUGCAGUGCAGAUGCUGAAACAAGUUUCAAGGACAGUAUGGAAAAGUCGUCUUACUCUGACUGGCUCAUCAAAAACAGCAUUGCAGAGCUGGUUGCAUCCACAGGACUUCCUGUGAACAUCAGCGACGCCUACCAGGAUCCUCGCUUUGAUGCUGAGGCCGACCAGUUUUCCGACUUCCACAUUCGCUCUGUGCUUUGUGUUCCGAUAUGGAACAGUGAUCACCAAAUUAUUGGUGUUGCUCAAGUGUUGAACCGCCUUGAUGGAAAACCAUUUGAUGAUGCGGACCAGCGUCUCUUUGAGGCAUUUGUGAUCUUUUGUGGCCUGGGCAUCAACAACACCAUCAUGUACGACCAGGUGAAGAAGUCCUGGGCCAAGCAAUCCGUGGCACUGGAUGUACUCUCUUACCACGCCACUUGCUCCAAGACUGAAGUUGACAAAUUUAAGGCCGCCAACAUCCCUCUGGUGUGCGAGCUGGGAAUUGGCAAGCUCUCCUUUGACGAUUUCUCCCUGGACGUUGAUGCCAUGAUAACGGCCGCGCUGAGGAUGUUCAUGGAGCUGGGAAUGGUUCCCAAAUUUAAGAUUGACUAUGAGACGCUGUGCAGAUGGCUGCUGACGGUCAGGAAAAACUACCGCAUGGUUCUGUACCACAACUGGAGACAUGCCUUCAAUGUGUGCCAGUGCAUGUUUGCCAUGCUCACGACGGCCGGCUUCCAGGAGACUCUGACAGAAGUGGAGAUCUUAGCACUUAUCGUGGGUUGCGUGUGUCACGACUUGGACCACCGGGGCACCAACAACGCUUUCCAGGCAAAGACAGGCUCGGCUCUCGCUCUCCUUUACGGGACAUCAGCUACGCUUGAGCACCACCACUUCAACCAUGCCGUCAUGAUCCUGCAAAGCGAGGGUCACAACAUCUUCUCCAACCUCUCAUCUGCCGAGUACAGCAACCUCAUGCAGCUGCUCAAACAGUCUAUUCUGGCCACUGACCUCACUCUUUACUUUGAGAACAGAAACACUUUCUUUGAACUAGUCAACAAAGGGGAGUACAACUGGAACGUGAAGGCCCACAGAGACAUGUGCAGAUCCAUGAUGAUGACGGCGUGUGAUCUCGGCGCUGUCACUAAGCCUUGGGAAAUAUCCCGCAAGGUGGCCGAGUUAGUGACCAGCGAGUUCUUUGAGCAGGGCGACAGAGAGCGAUCAGAGCUGAAGCUCACACCCUCGGCCAUCUUUGACCGAAACAGAAAGGACGAGCUGCCUGCUCUUCAAUUGGAGUGGAUUGACGGAAUUUGUGUCCCGCUCUAUGAGAUGGAAAAUCCUCAAAAUGAUCAUGGAAUUUGGACGCCACGCUCCACCCACAUUCAAUACCAUGAGGAAAAUAGCUUGGCAAUUUAGCUUGGCCCAUCUCUCUAGGAUACCCGCUUCCGAUUGGGGCUCUUUCGGGCAAAUUUGCGAAGAGGAGUUUGUCAAAGUACGAGCCCUGGAAUUCACCCCAAACGACUGCUUCAAAGCAAAAUGGCUGACUUCCUGUUCAAUUUUGGGCACACAGUAGGUCAAUGAGACUUUUUUUUGUGUCCAGUUAUCCGCCCACCAAGUUUUGCAUUGAUCUGUGAGACUAGUGACAUGGGCACAUUUUUUACACCUUUGCAGGUGGCGUUACUGAGUGAGUUUUGGAGGGUCAAGUUCAGACUCUUAAAAUACAUACAUUUCUGACAAUAUGUCUGCCAAUAGUGGGCCCCGAAUCCCCUAAACAGUGUCUACUAUGGGUUGAACUGAUUAGUCGACUUUACUACUCUGCAUAGACAUUUAAGGUUUAAAGUCUAGCGCAACCCACGCGCGCAGUUUUGAAAAUGUACUGCAGUUCACCUCCAAGUCGGGUGUGUCGCUACGGCUGGUAUUGGCUAGGACACCGUAGUCGAUAUCUAGACCGUCUCACUAUUGUUCUGCUGUGGUUCUCACACCUCGUCCCCUUGUCUACGCUGUCCCCUACAACCAUUUUCUGUCCGGUUGCAUUGUCAAUAAACAGAUACAAAAAAACAAAAAAACAAAAAAAAGCCUCCACCCACUUCCAUUUAGGAUGUUCUCCUUCCAACACAUCCCUCAUUGAAUAAAAGCCCUCCAUGGUUGAAUGCGGAGCAGCCAAGCGGAUGCUUUGUGUGCAUGCAACCGCAAUGAAAGAAAUCGCUCACGACUAACACUGAAUUUCUUCACAGACAGCUUGGCAUUCACGGAGAAGGAGAUGCUGUAGAAUCUGAGCGUGGGAAAUUUGAGUUGGAUAGAAUUGGCUUAACUGAGCGAUCAAAUGCAGCUGCGGCUAACUGUGUUGCACUUUAAUACAUAAUUUAAUAAAUAACCUAGAAAUGCAACCAGUCCUGCAGUUUUUAUGCUGCAGUAUAUGCUUUUAAGUACUUCAAUUUAUUAAACCACCACCCAAUGUAAGGUCUAUGCCACAACUGCCCUAAAUGAACAGCAUUGGUCAUUAACAAAGCAAUUCUUUUUUACUUUCUAUAAAGCCGAAAACACGUGUCAAAGUUUUAAUGCGAAAAAUAUCUAUGAAUUUUCAACGUUAGGACUACUGUUUUAUCCAAAAAUUGAAAUACUACUGACAUUUUCUUUCUUGAUUAGAAUGUCAAAUUAUAUUUACUUGCAUUUACGAUCAGAACAAAAUGUUUUAAGCAAAACACUCAAGUGUUUUGCUUGAUUAAUUCCAGACCUCUCAAAUAGUGUAAAAAGGUGAUUCCAGUUUGAAAUUCGUCUUUGAAAUUCACCACUUGAAAAUGGUCAAAUGCUGAGAGGGGACUGAUAUUGAAAGAGUCGGCAUUAAAGCAAUUCAUGAUCUCUUGUUGUUAUGAUGGGUGCUCCAGGUCAUGAUACUAGACUAGACAUUCAAAAGUGGCGCUAGUAGUGUAAAAAAACGUUAUUAGUAAGACACAGUCAUUCUGCUAGUGCGCCCUAGUCGUACACUGAAUUACCUACUUGCUGCCUUACUAGGUUAAUAUUGUAUAAAUGCCCAAAUGGUGCCAUUUGAGCAAAGUUGUCCUGCAAGUGAGGACAAAGAGUAUACUAGUACAUGAGCCUGGCUGGAAAGCCGUGAGAGCAUUUACAGUAUUUGAUAGCUUUCAUCGCCAUCUUAUGGUUGUACAAGUAUGGCAAAAGUGGCACUAGUAGCUGGGGUGGGGAAGAAGAAGGGAAGAAGAAAAAAAAAAAACUUCCUAGUAAGACACAGUUCUACUAGUGCACUGAAUUGUCUUACUCAUCAGGACCAAGAGCGUACUAGUACAUGGACCUUAGGCUGGAUAUCAAGGGCUUCAAAUGGACCUUUACUGUACUAUAUAUAUUUACUAUGUGGCUUUCCAUAUCCUCAUUGCGAGUGAAGCCUGCUGCAUCGCUCCGAGGCUGAACGCAAGUGGCCUGUGAGAGAAUGCGCGCCAUCCAAUUGCGUCGACGAGCCUGGCGGCCUCCCCUCUCGCUGCGUGGGCGGCAGAAGGCGCGCGGAGGAAAAACGGGCGAAGGCGAAGCCAGAGUGAAGAUGAGCAACCGUCACGGUCGGACAACACCAAUCGUGCCAAUCUGUCCAGUUUAUUCAAUUAGGCGGCAGAAGUAAGAACAAAGCAUGUUCAAAGCAUCAAAGUAGGCGCGUUACCUGCGCGGGGGCGUUUGUCAGCGCGAGCUGAUGUUCUGGGGAAGACGCAGAUAUGGAGCUCACUAUCACGCCGCCGCCAAUUAGACUUGGGAAGGGGAGAACGAGGGAGAUGUGAGGACACGGGGAGGCAGUGGUUGGAAGGUCUCUUUCUUGAUCUUGCUGAUCUCUUUCUCCUGCUGCUGUCUUGACGCUUCAUGGAAUAUUAAUCCUCCCCUUAUAUAACUGUCGCGCGCUUCUCCCUCACUCUUCCUAUCAGGAAUCGUGACACCACUCCAUGGCGGAUGUGUACUAAGGAGAAACCCAGGGGCGCGUCGUGUAUUUGGUACCUGGGCCUUAACUGGGGCCUUGCCCAACUUAAUCCAUCUCGUAAUUACACCACUAUGACUUCGCAAUUAUAGAAAGCAUCAAUACUAUUCAAAAACGCAACAUAAGAGCACACAAUGUAGAGCAUCUGUAGCAGGUCAGAAUGCAUGAACAAAUACAUCAUGCUAAUUAGAGAUGCUGAUGAUUAAUGGAUUGUGUGCAGAUUGCUACAGAUGUGUUUUGCUGGUCCAAAUUGGCUCUAACAGGUUUUGCUCUGACGAACCAAUCAGAGGACGAAAUAUGCUGAGGUCAUUGAACUCGCUGCCCCUAUGAGGCAGAUUUGAAACAUUGCCAUCUACAGCAGUGAUUCCCAAGCAGCGUGCCGUGUGAGCUCUUCUGGUGUGCCGCGGGAAAUUAUCAAAUUUCACUUAAUAGGUCAGAAUAUUAGUUAUUUACAAAAAAUAAUGUCUUUGUUCAUAAAGACAGACAGAACAAAUAAAUGCUCUUUUAUUAGAUGGCACAAAGUGUAUAAUUGACUUGUGUAUCCACUUUUAGUGACAUUUUUGUUUGUUGGUGUGCCGUUGGAUUAAUAAAGGAUGGGAAUCAAUAAAGGAUGGGAAUCACUGAUCUACAGUAUACGGACCACAAAAAAAAAAAAAAAAAAAAGGACAUUUUUGGCUGCACAUGAUUAAAAUGUGGUAAACUGAUGUAAUUUUGCCCUCUUUUGAUUGGCAACCAAUCCAGUGUAUUCCACCCACUGCAGUUACCCACAAUCCCAAUGAAGUGAAGUAUAUAGAAAAUGUAUGGAGACAUACAUUUACUUUUGCCUGUGUAUGUGCGCGAGUGUGUGUGUGCUCGCAAUGGAGGAGGUUUUCCUCGGUAGUGUGAGUGUAGUGCAUUUCAUAUGAAGCAGAGUUAAUGGAUCCAGUAGACUCGGUGCAGCGUCUGGAUCGAGAUGAAUAGUGGCUCGAAUAAUGUGCUGAUGCUCUACUUUGUGCCUUGUACACAGCCGAGCUACAUCAACACAACAGAGAAAAGCAUUCCAGUGUCCAAAGAGUAAAUGUGUAAAAGCAACAUUUGCGAUCAUCUUGUUUGAAUCUGUCUGCAGAGUUAAUCCCACAUCUCAAUUUGUGACUUUUAUCCCCUGAAUGAGUGGUGCUCUUCACAUUUUUGUCUAUGCUUUUUUUAAUUUUUUUUUUUAACUUCCCAGUUCUCAUCUCAAAGCACACAGACAACACGUGUGAUUAAUGUCUAGACAGAUUUCAGCACAGUCAAAUAACUGUCACAUGCCAGUGAUGCUCAAUAUGCUGUUUCUAUGGCAACCUGGAGCGGAGGGCUCAACUGCCCCACACAGCAGAGAAAGGACAGGGAGUUAUGGGGGGAACACCAAGUCAGCCACACACACACACACACACGCACACACUAAAAAGAUUGUGUAACAAUCAAUUUGUUCAUAUUUAAAAACAUGUAAGCAUCAACAAAACAGCGCUGAUUUUUUGCUUUGACUUGCAAGCAAAAAUUUGAGCCAUCAGUGCUGUAUGGUGGCAGUGAAGGCAACUCAAUUCACUUCACAACAAGCAGCAGUUUUGCAGACCAAGAACAACAUUUCGAGAGAAAAAAACAACAAACAAAAAAAAGAGGCUUCACGCUGUUUAAUGCCACUCCCAGUUGAAGUUUUUUUUGGCAAACUAAAACAAAGACAAUUACACAUCAUGUAAUUAAAAUCACAUAGCUUUGCCUUAACGAAGUCUAUUUAGCUUCAUGCUAACAAAUAAUGCCGAACACCAUAAGUGGGCUAAAAAGUAGCAUCAGUCUCACCUUGUUAGAACACUUGAGGCUGCAGAUACUUGAACACAAACGGUGCAUUGACACAUGUAGACAGAAUAUAAAACUCACUGUCACGAUUGGUUUUCGAAGGCGAGGAAGGCAAGGCAAAAACGUGGAGGACCCAAGUGCAGGGAAGCAG
This is a messenger RNA of Phyllopteryx taeniolatus (common seadragon), 7890 nucleotides long. It is a transcript of the gene pde11a, whose product is annotated as phosphodiesterase 11a. Gene Ontology annotation, molecular function: protein binding; 3',5'-cyclic-nucleotide phosphodiesterase activity. Gene Ontology annotation, biological process: signal transduction. The transcript is spliced from 20 exons. Bases 773 to 3373 code for a protein of 866 amino acids. The record is from RefSeq and is a predicted model, not a curated record. Lineage: Eukaryota; Metazoa; Chordata; Actinopteri; Syngnathiformes; Syngnathidae.